This is a messenger RNA of Jatropha curcas, 1811 nucleotides long. RefSeq names its product MUTM homolog-1 (gene MMH-1). Gene Ontology annotation, molecular function: DNA-(apurinic or apyrimidinic site) endonuclease activity; damaged DNA binding; zinc ion binding. The record is from RefSeq and is a predicted model, not a curated record. NCBI's taxonomy places the organism in Eukaryota, Viridiplantae, Streptophyta, Magnoliopsida, Malpighiales, Euphorbiaceae. Gene Ontology annotation, cellular component: nucleus. Gene Ontology annotation, biological process: base-excision repair.
GUCCGAUUCAGAACCAACAUUAUGUCAGAUUAGACUGAACACACAAGAAAUACAACUGCCUAUAACAAGGGUCUCCGAGAACAUAAGUCCCACUACGCUUCACUUUAAUCUAUCACUUGCAGAAACGGUUUACGAAACUACUGACAAUGCCAGAGCUACCGGAGGUGGAGGCGGCGAGAAGGGCCAUAGAUGAUCACUGCUUAGGCAAGAAGAUUAAGAAGGCUAUUAUAGCAAAUGACCCUAAAGUCAUCGACGGUGUCUCUCCUUCUGAUUUCGAGGCUGCACUAGUGGGCAAAACCUUAAUUGCUGCUCUUCGCAAGGGGAAGAAUCUCUGGUUUCAGCUCGAUUCCCCUCCUUUCCCUUCAUUUCAGUUUGGUAUGGCUGGUGCUAUAUAUAUUAAGGGAGUUGCUGUUACCAAAUAUAAGAGGUCUGCUGUGAAUGACACUGAUGAGUGGCCAUCCAAAUAUUCAAAGCUAUUUAUUGAACUAGAUGAUGGCCUAGAGCUUUCUUUCACUGAUAAGAGGCGAUUUGCUAAAGUCCGCUUGCUCAAAGAUCCAGCUUCUGUACCUCCAAUUUCUGAGCUCGGCCCUGAUGCAUUAUUGGAGCCAAUGACAGUUGAUGAAUUUUAUGAAUCCUUAAGCAAGAAGAAGAUUGCAAUUAAGGCUCUUUUACUCGAUCAGAGUUUUAUUUCUGGUAUUGGCAACUGGAUUGCAGAUGAAGUGCUAUACCAAGCUAGAAUUCAUCCUCUGCAAGUUGCUUCCAGCUUGUCCAGAGAAAAUUGUGCAACAUUAUGCAAGUGCAUCAGGGAGGUUAUUGAAAAAGCAAUAGAAGUUGGGGCAGAUAGUAAUCAGUUUCCCAAUAAUUGGAUUUUCCAUUCUCGCGAAAAGAAGCCUGGGAAGGCUUUUGUUGAUGGGAAGAAAAUUGAUUUUAUCACUGUUGGUGGAAGGACAACAGCCUAUGUACCAGAAUUGCAAAAGCUGAGUGGAGGCCAAGUUGCAAAAGCAGCAGAUAAACAAAAAAGACAAACUUCAAAAAGGAAAAAGGCCAAGGAUGAUGAUGAAGGUGAAGAUGCUGCAAAUGGAACAGCAAGCGAGGAAGAAGAUACUGCUAAAAAGGCCAAAACAAAGAGAGAACUGAAGCCUAGAGGUCAUGCCAAGAAGCCUCCAGCAAAGCGGAAAUCUGAGGAUAUCGAUCAUAAUGAUGAAGGCGAAGAUGACGCAAAUCAACUAGCGAGUGAGGAAGAAGCUGCUGCUGAAAAAGCUAAAACAAAGAGCGAGGUGAAGCCGAGAGCUCAUGCCAAGAAGCCUCCAACAAAACUCAAGUCCAAGGCAAGUGAUGAUGAAGAUGACAAUGGUGCUGCUUCUGAUGAUGGUGAUGAUGCAGAAGACAAUGUUCAUGUGGAAAAUCAAAAGAAGAAACCACAAAGAGUGGCCAAUAAGAAGCAAACUAAAGAAAAAAAGGUGACCAACAAGAAGGUUGCCAAUCAAAACAGUAAGAAGCCAAAGAAGUGACGUAGACUGCUUUUAAGAUAUUGGCGAAGCCGUGCCUACCCGCGGCCCAUAUUUUGGUAGCAUGCAAAGUGGGCGUAUCCAAUUUUUGUAAUUGUUGAUAAACGACUUUUGGGUCUUUACUGGUAAGCUAGCCUUCUUGCUCAUGCCUAUGGCUUCUGCAUGUUUGUAGUCUGUCAUAUGAUGUGACUUGGAAGAAAAGAAGUUUCAGGGGAUGUAAAUUUGUAGAUUCAAUCCAAGUAGACUUGUGAAAGCAGAAAGUACCUCAUUUUACUAAAAUUCCACAUUCUAUGUUUAGCAUCA